Molecule: messenger RNA, 1727 nt
Organism: Annulohypoxylon truncatum
Lineage: Eukaryota; Fungi; Ascomycota; Sordariomycetes; Xylariales; Hypoxylaceae
Product: FAD/NAD(P)-binding domain-containing protein
Exons: 2
Coding region: 93-1547 (484 amino acids)
Molecular function (GO): FAD binding
Source: RefSeq, a predicted model, not a curated record
CUGCGUGUCUUAAACCUCCAGCUUCCCACUGCCUUGUACCUUGCAUAUUAUAUGUAAUAUACCAAAAGGAUUAGCACGGUAUCGAUUUGGCCAUGGCGUCAUCGCAAAAACCCUUUCGGGUUAUCAUCGUGGGUGGCGGUCUCGUGGCACUCACCGCCGCCCAUAUGUUCUCAAAAGCCGAUAUCGAAUUCGUCAUACUAGAGCAACACGAAAGCUUGUUCCCCGAGAUUGGCUCACUCCUUACCCUGUGGCCGCCGACCUUCCGUAUCCUCGACCAACUGGGCUUGCUAGACGCCGUGAAGCUAGUCAUUGACGACAUCAAUCUGGGCGUUACUAUGUCCGCCGAUGACGGCACUAUCUAUUCAGAAAUGUCACCCAAUACCAUUGUGGAGAAGAACCACGGCUAUGGGGUACGGGUAACGCAUCGGCCACGUUUCGUCGAGGCUCUACACAAUACCCUACCUAAAGACGUGCAAAGUCGUAUCAAAUUGAAUAAACGCGUUGUUAACAUAAAUGUGUCUGACGACGAGGUGAGCGUCGAUUGCGCCGAUGGCACGACCGUAAAGGGUUCGAUCAUCAUCGGCGCAGAUGGUGUUCACAGUAGGACUCGUCAAUGCAUGCAGGCGCUGGCUGAGGGCAAACCACCUCCUGACAAGGCGCAGGCGGCCAAGAGCCCUUACAUCGCUACGUACAGGAUGCUAUUUGCGAAUAUCCCUAUUCCACCUACGUUGGAACAAGGUAUCAAUUAUGAAUGCUCAGCGGAGCGUGUAUCGACACAGUUGGUCACCGGCAAGAACCAAGCAUGGCUUGGAGUGUAUGAGGCUCUCGAGAAGCCUACAUCCGAGCGCAUUCGGUACACCGACAAAGACAAGGAGGACGUCGUCGAAAGAUACGGGCAUCUCUACGUCGCCCCCGGCUGCAGGGUCUGCGAUGUCUACCCUACGCGUACCGGAAACGUGGGACUGAUCAACCUCGAGGAAGGCCGAAUAGAUAAGUGGAGUUGGAAUCGUAUCGUACUCGUUAGUGACGCCGUGCGAAAACUGGAGCCACACGCCGGUCUAGGGUAUAACAGCGGCCUCGCUGACAUGGUCGUCCUUGUGAACAAGCUUCGAAACUUGCUCAGGACCCAAGCUUCGCCUACCACGAAGGAACUCGAGGCGGCAUUUGCCGAUUACCAGAAGGUGCGGCUGAGAGACGAGUCGACAGUUCACACCAUAUCUAUACGGCGUGCUCGGCAGACGGCGUGGCUCACGCCGUUCAACAGGAUCAUGUGCAAAUAUAUCGCGCCGUGGACUCAUUUCACAUAUAUCGGCUUGGUUUACAUCUGGGGGCCUGUCGUUUCUCGAGUCCCCGUCUUAGAAUGGUUGGAGGAAAAGUCAUUGACUAAGACAUUCCAGGUUCCGUAUAAGUAUUAUCCACUUAUGGACGAAUCUAGGAACUCGUUUUCGACGGGCAAUGAGUCUUAUCGUCGGUCGAUCUACACUGGAGCCGCUGCAGUGGCUGCCCUGGCCGCAGUAGGGUUUCAAUAUUACAGAAGAAUCUACUAACGAAGGAUCGCGAGUUCAAACAAAAGCAUAACGGCAAGGGUGGCGAUCUGUUCAUUCAGCAUGCAUAUUUACGAAGAUACAUAGAAUGCAUGUCGGAGUCAACUGCUUAGAUUCAUGACAAGACCUCCUUUUUCAGAGAACUCCGACCUAAAAGUUUACGGGUUUUAGCAACAAUAUCUU